AUGCCGUCCCGAAGCGCGUGGAGCACCCGCGCUCUGCGCAUCGCCGCGUCCGAGCCUCAUGUCUGUCGAGCAUGUCGUUCUCAGGCCCGGUUCAGCUCCCGAACAUCGACACGUCUGUCCCCUCCCUCUCCCGUCGACAUUGGACCUGCAUCCCGGCGAAGGGUACUGGGGAAGUCAUGGCGGGACAUCAAACAACCACGAAGGACUAUCCGUCAAUACGCCGACUCGCUGGCAUCUCGAACCGCCAUCAAUGCCCCCUCGACGGUCGCGCCCUCGCUCAGGCAUCUCCACCAACAAUUGCUGCUCUUGCAAGAAAAGGCGAGCUCCCAUGUCGAUUUGUCCCGCAUCCAGCUGGCCAUGAGGAGUUUGGAGGGGGAAGAUGCCGUCACUCGCAUCGCAUUUCUGGGAUUGGGCGCUCGAGGGCAACAGGCGGCGCGGAAGGUGGUGCGAGCCUUGUUGGCCGACGCAUUGGGCGAGGAAGCGGAGUGGGAGAGGAAACUUUUACGGGUGGAAGACGGCGGAAAUGUCCUCCUGCGAUACGGUGAGGCGGGAGAGGAGACGGGGGUACAGCGGCGGAGUAGCAGCAAUGCCGUCGUCGAGGAAGUGCGACUGCCGGCUCCAUUUUUGCAGCGCUACAACGUGGAAAUCCUCAUCUCGGGAUGCAACUUGUCGUCUUCGAAUCUCCCCGCCCACGAGCUGCAACAGAGUCUGCUUGAUCCCGCAUUGACUAUCCCCGGAGCUGGUCGCGUGGGCUUUGUGAGAUUUCCCGUCCACAAGGCCGUGUUGGUGGCAGAAGGGGUGGCCGGCGCUGUGGACUUCGGAAGACUCCCAUCUGGGGUGGUGGAUGAGAAGAACAUACACGCCGUCCUGAAUCUCCCUCGACGGGAUGAAGAUGCUCCUUCCGAUUCCACCGCCGUCAUCGAUGUGGAUCUCGCCACCCACGCCCUCUCCCUCUUCCGCACCAGCGUCUCCAAUGGCGCCCAAUUCAGCGCCGAGUGGCAGACAAGCCGCAUGUCCACCCUGACCUCCUGGAUCGCCGCUGCUACCAAUCCCACAAGCAAUCUCAAACUCGCCGCCAGUGACUUGAUCUCCAACAUCACUUCCCACGCCAAGACGUCCAUUUCUGCGGCAGAGUCGGCGGCUCAUCUCGCCUCGACAUCCCUCACCAUCCCCGACGCCAAACGUACCUCUCUCCAACACGCCGUGGCCGCAUGGUCGCAAGAAGCCCACCGCGAUCUCCAAGCAAACCUCUCGACCGCCCUCGUCUCCCCGACCUGGAACCGAACAACCUGGUGGCGACUCUUCUGGCGCAUCGACGAAGUCUCCCUUUCCGCCUCGGAUGUCCUACGUCGUGCAUGGCUGGUCGAAGCAGAACAAAGCCUCGCAUGGCUCAGUGGUCGUGUGGUCGAAGCAGGAGUCGCCACGGCCGAGGAACUCAAAGCAGAACCCAACACCACCACCCAACUCCUCGACCCCGUCUUGAAGGAUGAGGUCAAACAGUACAAAUCUACCCAACGCGAAGACGUUCCCGUGCAGAAGAUGGAAACCGUGGCCGAACUCAUGCAACUGCCCCCAAUGCUCGCCAGAGUCAAGCAGGAGAGUGGAAUCGAUGCCAUGUUCGACCCGCCGUGGCCGCAAACCAUCCAUCUCGCGCGACAGCAGAUGCUCCAUCGCGUCGUCCCCAACAUGCAUCGCAGAGCGCAGGUCUUGAUGUUGUCGAGCCUGUCCACUAUUGGUGGUACCGCGGCGCUGGGUGCGUGGUUGUGGGUGGCCAGUGGAGGCGUGGCAUUGUACGAAGCGGGCGCGGUGGCGAGUUUGGGACUCGUCUGGUCGCUGCGACGCUUACAGAAGAAAUGGGGCAAGGAGAGGGAAGAGUUCGUCGGAGUGGUGCGGGAGGAUGGGAGGAGGGUGCUGGGGGAUGUCGAGGGGAGGUUGUUGCGCAUUGUGCAUGAGGGCGGGAGAGUUGCCGUCCGAGAGGAGGAUUUUGGAGAGUGGACUUMUGCGAGGGAGGCUGUCGAGCGGGUGGAGGCUGCUAAGGAGGCGGUUCUUAAGGGGGAUGUGUAG
Messenger RNA from Ramularia collo-cygni, 2064 nucleotides. RefSeq lists its product as uncharacterized. The record is from RefSeq and is a predicted model, not a curated record. Lineage: Eukaryota; Fungi; Ascomycota; Dothideomycetes; Mycosphaerellales; Mycosphaerellaceae. The transcript has a single exon. The coding region runs from base 1 to 2064 and encodes 687 amino acids.